Molecule: messenger RNA, 1350 nt
Organism: Ictidomys tridecemlineatus (thirteen-lined ground squirrel)
Lineage: Eukaryota; Metazoa; Chordata; Mammalia; Rodentia; Sciuridae
Source: RefSeq, a predicted model, not a curated record
UGUGAUCUUCCAUCAGUACUGUUUUUCAAAAAGGAGCUUCUUGCAAGCAGUGGGAAAGGUCCAGGGUUUGGCUCUAAUACCUGUAGGACGGAGGUUCUCUGCUGCCAGGUAAAACCAGAGGUGUGUGCUUCAGCUGCACUAGAAGGUUCACAGGACCCAUGGAGGACGGGAAUGGAGAGACCCGGAGGGCCACAGAGGAGCUGAGUGAGGAAGGUCAUCGCCUCGCGGAGUCACGUUUGUCAGGAGAGGAAUGGACACGGACACCCCAACACUCCCUAUGGCAGCCUGCCUCACCCGUGAAGCAACAAUGCCCCUCUUGACAGGAGCUCCCACCCGCAUCUUUGUGCUGUCAUUGAUUGUUGCAAAACCACUCAGCCCAAUUGACAGGCAGGGCGCUUGAAGCCGAGGUCAGUUAAUAUGGGCUUGUGGUAUGAGUGCAGCCCCAUUCCGCAGGGGCAGGAGCCUGGACCCAGAGCCUCCAGGCACAGAUGACCAGCCCGGCCUCGCUCUGCGUCUCUGUCUCCAUCCUGGGCCUCUGCCUCCUGUGGUGUAGCAGCCUGCCGGUGGCAGGGGCGCUCACCUUCAUCCUGGUCCACAGGCUGUGCAUGGAGAGGCUGCUGCCCGUGCAGCGGAUCCUGUGGCGACGCCUGACCAUCGCCAGGAUCUGGAGUCUCCGACUGCUCUCCACGCUGAUCCGCAGAACCUGCCAAGGCACCCUGCACCUCCUGCGGCACCUGCAGUGGGAGGCCAGCCUGACCCUCUUCUCCAUGGCGCAGUGGGCCUUCUACAGCCUGGUCGACUCCCAGCACGAGAGCGGCAAGGCCUUGGAGCUGCUGCUGCGGGUGGUGCUGCAGCCCAUGGUCAUGGCCCUGCUGGCCCGCUGCCAGGACAGGAUGUGGGCUGCUGCAGCGUGGGUGGCCCGGGCCGUUCGGGGUGGUGGCCUGAAACUCCUGGGGCCAGCCAGGCUGUGCUGGGCAGGCUCCAAAGAUCUAGAUGCCGUCACCACCAGCCUCCCUGCCACCAGGGUCCCUUUCAGCCAGCGUUUCCCUGGGCCUGACCCAGCCUCGCUGAGCAAGCUGCCGUCAGCCUCCAUCAGCCUGUGCGUUGUGAAUGGGGACACAAACACCAGGCAGGGAGAAGGAGGCUGUGGUUUUGGGGCGACCAACAUACCCCUCAGCACCAGGUUCCAGAGCAGCAGGCCGAGCCGCAGGGCCGCCAGGUGGUCAUCCAGGCAGGCCCUGGCCCAGCAGGUCAAGGCCUCCUGCGUCCUCGUAGUCCUUCUCUAUAUCUACGCCGCGUCCGUCUUCGUGCAGAUCUUAAAAUAAAGUGAUCUGAUGUGGGCCAGCCCUG